AUGUCGAACUCAUUUCCACGUUUACAACUCAAGUUCUCAAGCAUCGACGACGUGCCUACCUUCCCCGACGACCAAGCAGACCGCUCUGAAGUGUUGACAUUUCGACGGGAAAGGCACAUGAUCGAGGCGAGGCCCAAGACCAUGUAUCGACCUCCACCACCCUUCAUUCCCACCAACGAGACAGACGACGAACGAAGGGACAUUUGGAUGGAGGAGGACGAAACCGAAGUGGUUGCCAAUUCGGAGGGCCUCGACGCGCCGUUGGAGGCAGAAGAAGCGCCAGCCGAACCGCAAGAACAAAGGCAGGAUUUACCCGUGUCCAACUCUGCACCUCGUGGCAUUCUGCGAAGCAAUGCUCGAAACCGAGUUUCCAGUGCGACGCCGAGAGCAGUCAGAUUCGCUGACGACACGCAGCUCGAUACAAAGUGUACGGACGCUCCCUGUACUCCGAGGCAUCCUUCGACGUUUGCGGAUCCAGAAGAUGUCGCGAUGGUCGCGGUCAAGCAGGAGGACGAGUUCGCUUCGCGGGCAGGUCCAAGCAGCAGCAACAGCAGCACACCUGUCUCAAACUUGUUUCUAGGCAUGGUCAAGGUCGAAAGAAGCGACUUCGUCCCGGCUGAAAGGCCAAUAAGCGAGACCUUGCGCUCUUCGCAUAUUCCAUCACGACAGUCACAGACUGUCAGCCGGGAGAGGGCGCUUGUGAUCAGCAUUCCUCUGAUUGUCGUCACUGCCGCACCAAACUACGAACCGGCCACCACAAGCCAAACCGGGGCUGUGGGCCCUGCCGGUCUGCCCGUCACUCUCCAAGAACUUCUUUGCAUAACACGCAGAUACGCGGACAAGUGUCUGACCUUAGUCCACACCCCAUCCCGCAAGCUGUUUCUUCAUCUUCGCGGUAUAGCCCACUUCCUAUUGCAAUCGUCGAGCUCCGAAGUUUUCGGGCUGCCCAUGCAUGAGGGUGAUAAAGAAACGCUCAGACAGCUCCGUAACACUCUCAAGGAUGUGCUCGAGCUCACGUCCAUCGUCAAAUUGGAGCCGUCCAAGGUGACAGAAAAGAAGUGGGAUAAGGCGAGGGCCAAGUGUGUACGACGAAUGCAAUCGAUCGUUCAGAUAGUAGAACGGAAGUCGCCCGAUCCGAAUCCGCUGAUGAGGAUAGAUGGUGGUGUAUCUGAAUCGGAGCCUGCAGUGAAGCGGGAAGAGAAGGAGGAAGCUGUCUAA
Messenger RNA from Sporisorium graminicola, 1218 nucleotides. RefSeq lists its product as uncharacterized. Bases 1 to 1218 code for a protein of 405 amino acids. NCBI's taxonomy places the organism in Eukaryota, Fungi, Basidiomycota, Ustilaginomycetes, Ustilaginales, Ustilaginaceae. The record is from RefSeq and is a predicted model, not a curated record. The transcript has a single exon.